AUGGCAGAUGUGGGCUUCCAGAAUGGUUCCAUUAGAUUAGAGGAGAUCCCAGCAGCAUAUUACUCAGGUCAGACUAUAAAUGGGUCUGUAGUUUUUGAUCUUAGAGAACCUCUAAAUUUUUCUGUAAUAUACAUCCAGUAUGUUGGUGAAGCAAAUGUCCUUUGGUCAUAUACUCAAAUUGAUACUAUUCAUGGUAGAGAACGGAAGAGUGAGAUUAAAUAUCAAGGUCAUGAAGAAUAUUUUAAUUAUACUGAAACUCUGGCUGGAGGACAAGGAAUAUCUCAACUGCCACGAACACACCAUGCCUUCCCCUUCAAAUUUCAAAUACCGUUUACUGCUCCAUCGUCCUUUAAGGGCCAAAAAGGCAGUGUGACCUACAGAAUCAUUGCCACUAUGGCUUACAACGAUACGCGGAGAGAAGUGUUGGAAAAAGUGAUAACUGUUGUGGCUCCUUUGGAUUUGAAUACUGGCAAUCCUGCUUUAAAGGAACCCAUAGAUUUGGAGUUGGAAGAGUUAAAUACUUGCAACUGGUGUUGCGAAUCAGGUCCUGUGACUAUACGGAUCCGGAUACCGGUAACCGGCUAUUGUCCCGGACAGACCAUACCAAUCGCUAUUGACGUGCAAAACAAGAGCAGCGUUGAAAUAACGGAGAUGGUGUUUGAGAUCUUAACCAAAGAACUGUACCGCAGUACACAGCCACCUUCGGAGUACGUAGUUCCUGGGAGAGUGUUGGCCACCGUGAAGAGAGGCGCUAUCAUGUCCAAGACUAAGAGAAACUUCACGUGCGGUAUAGUCGUGCCGGAUAUGAUUGCACCCUAUUUGGAAAACUGCGGCAUAAUAGAUGUUGGAUAUUUUUUCCGGGCAACCAUCUCACUCUCCGGCUGUAAUGACGAGUUACAAGAGGAAUCUGAGAUAUGUCUGGGUCUCGUACCAUUGAGGGAAACCCUAAUCUCUGAGUAUAUACACCCUAUGGCCGACAGCCUACCCUCCGGCCCCAUACCCGUUAAUGACGGGUCUGUGAAUUCAAUCCCACCACGAGUACCGACUCCAGUACAUCAUGGAUCCCACCACAACAUAAACCGAAGUCAGCCUAAUUUAAGCCAAAAAGACUAUCAGCAGGAUCCACCGCCGUAUCCAGGAGGUAAUCUGCCUUAUCCCACUGAGAAUAAGUUACGAAAUUCAACCGGGGAUAUUGGUUUCCGUACUCCUCAGAGGUUAUCGAUAUCCGAUGUGCCAUAUCCGGCGCCUGCGCAAUCAAAUUCGCCUUACCCCUCAUCGAACUUGAUGCCUGGUGGAGUGCCACCUUAUCCGGUUGGAAACGUAAUGCCUGGUGGAGCUCCGUAUCCUUAUCCGGCUAGAAACUCAUCCCAUGAUGUGUCUGCACCUUAUCCGCAAGCAAACAAUAGUGGUUUGCCUACAUAUGCCCAGGCUGGGUUUGCACCGUCCGCACCACCGGCCACCGAGUGA
Messenger RNA from Arctia plantaginis, 1467 nucleotides. Lineage: Eukaryota; Metazoa; Arthropoda; Insecta; Lepidoptera; Erebidae. The record is from the annotation of a GenBank genome assembly.